Pelobates cultripes (western spadefoot toad) is the source of this 16311-nucleotide messenger RNA. The record is from the annotation of a GenBank genome assembly. NCBI's taxonomy places the organism in Eukaryota, Metazoa, Chordata, Amphibia, Anura, Pelobatidae.
GGCUGUUCGUAGUAUUGCUCAUUGCGAUGUAUCAAGGAGCGAGAAGCCUGGGAUUUGGGGAACACGAGAUUAAAUCACCAUGAGAUUGUAUCUGUCUCCUCCCGGUGUACUGGCGCUGUGCUGCUUUGUGAUACAGAUUCCAGGUAUGUUUAGUUACAUUUUAAUUAAUAUCCUGCAUGAGAGAUGAUUGAUCUGCUGUAUGGACCAGUGCAGAGACAGUGCAAAAUGUUUACAUCCACAGACAGGGACCCAUUUCGAUGGUCCCCCAUAAUUCUAAUUCCACUUCACCAAACCAGGAAUUAUACCAGGCUAGGAAUAUUUAGCAGUCUUUUUAACCAUGUUAGUCAUUACAAAAAGGCAUAAGUAAGAGCCUCGGCAGGGCUGGUGCAAGGAUUUUUGCCGCCCUCUGCGAAAAAAGUUUUUGCCGCCCUAUUUGUUCCACCCACUCAUGCAGACUUACCUACACUGACCCAUACACACACACACUGACUCAUACAGACACACACUGACCCACACACAUACACACACGCUCAUACUGACCCCCCUCCACACACACACUGACCCAUGAUGACACACACUGACCCAUACACACAGACACACACUGACCCAUACACACACACACACUGACUUAUGUAGACACACGCUGACCCAUGCAGACACACGCUGACCUAUACACACACAGAGAACCGUACACACAAACAGACCCAUACAUACACACUGACCCAUACAUACACAGACCGAUACAUACACACACACACUGACUCAUAAAUACACACACACUGACCCAUACACACAAACACAGACACUGACCCAUGCAGACACAGCUGAACCAUACACACACACACAGACCUACACACACACACAGACCUAUACACACACAUACACACACACACACCCAUACAUAAACACACACACACACAUAGACCCACACAUACACACACAGACCCAUACAUAUACACACACACACACACACACAUAAACAAACUGACUGAAACAUACUGACACACAUUCUAUGAAACACACUGUGCAUUCUCUCUUACCUUCAUUGGACGCUGCGCUUUGUUCCUAUCACCUUUACUGCGCCCGGCAGCUGACACUUUUUUCCAGCCUAAUUUCCUGUUAUUCUCCCGUCCCCUUGUACCCGAGUACAGGGCAAGGGGUGGGAGUGAGUGAAUGAUGUGCCCUUGCGCUGUCGCGGUGCUUGGCUGGGAGAGGGGUCCUGACUUUACAGGCUUUGGUGAAUGCCGGACUGACGUUUUUAUGGGCGCUAGUCUACAAGUAAGUGCCUUACCUAUUUGCCCACUGUCUGUGCUUAUUCGCUGUCAAUCCAUAAAGAGUAACUUAGCGGGCGUUAUGUGCCUAUUACUUAGAAGUUAAUCACAGAAGUCUAUAUUUUCAAUGGACUAUAUACGAACUCGAUAAGAAUUAAACUGCUGUAAUUAAAUGGAUUCAAACCAUUAAACGGCUGAUCAAGAAUAGAAAAAAAUGACAAUAUACAAUAUCGACUGAUAUCCAAUCAAAGUCAUAGUAACAUAGUGAUCUAGGUUGGAAAAUGUCCAUCGAGUUCAAUCUGUAAAAUAAAUGUUUGUUAUUUUUAUUUUUUUUUCAUUUCAGACAUUACCAGUCUCUUAUAUUCUUUCCUACUUUGCAUCUCAGGCUUGGUAUAUUAGUCAUCAUCAUUUUUUUUUUCUCUCCUCUUUUUCCUAUUAAAUGACUUUAAUUUAUAGAAAAAAACAUUAUUAUUAAUUAACAAAACAAAAAAAAGCUAAAACAUAAAACAGCCAUACACAACAUUCAUACCUGAUGAUGAAACCCUCUUCCCUAGUCUCUCUGCAUUGCUAUUCAUAGUACUUAUAUAUGAGCUAGCAUUUCUCUUUUCUUUUCUCUUUUCUUUCCUUUUCUUUCCCUUUCUUUUCCCUCCCUUUCUUUUCCCUUUUCCUUUCCUCUCCCUUUCUUUUCUCUCUUCCUUUCUUUUUUCUUCAAAUUUCUGUUCAGAUCUCCCUCCAUCCUAAAUUGCAAAAUUAGGUUUUUUACUAUAUCCCAGUUUGGUAGAGUUUUGGUUCUCCACCUUUUAGCUAUGGAGAUCUUUGCUGCUAUUAAUGCGUGAGAAAAAAAAUGUUGCAAAUCUACAUUAUACUGAUAAAUAUUUAAGUGUAAUAUGCACAUUUCUGGGGCAAGGGGAAAAUUAAAUCCAGUUACCAUUUCUAUUUUAGACAAGAACAUUUUCCAAAAUUCUUUAAGUGGGGGGCAACUCCACCAAAUAUGUAGACAAUCUCCCACUCCCCCUUCACAUCUCCAGCAUGUAUCUGUUUUACUCUGGUCUAUUUUAUUUAGACGGCUAGGAACCAAAUAGAGUCUUUUAAUAAUCUUAAAAUGUAGUUCCACUAAAUUUAGGCAUUUAAUGUGCCUAGCAACUGUCAGUCAUGAUCUAUUCCAAUCUUGACCAUCGAUUUUUUGUAUUUUUAGAUCUUUCUCCCAUUUUGUUAUCGCUGGAAACGUCAAGUCACCCUCUAGUUGUCUCAAUACCAAAUUACACUUAUUUAAUAAAUUUUUCAUGUCCUUUCCUUUCAGUAAAUGUCAUAAUUUAUUAUUAAAUUCCCAUUUCUCUUUAUUUAAAGUUUUAUUCAGAUAGCUUUUAAUCCUCAUGUAAUUAAAUUUCUCCGUUUCGGGGAGACUAAAAUUAGUACAUAUUUGUUCAAACGAAUUAACCCAGAGUCCUGUUGUUAUAUCUUCUAUAGUUUGUAUACCUGCUCUUCUCCAAUUAUUUAGUCUUAGGUCUUGCAUGUUAUUUUCCAAUAUUGAGAUAAGGUAGGGUAUUAAUAAUGUGAUUUUUAAAUCCUGCACUUUUUUUUAUCUUACUCCACAUUCCUCUAAUGGAUUCAAUUACCACACUAUCAGAACUUGGUUGGGUCUUAUUUGUGUCUCCUUCUUGAGUAAACCAAAAAAGUGUUACUAGAUCCCUACCAUCUGCAAGUUCCUUUUCCACCGCGUACCACCUUUCUAGCUUAGCCCCAGCCAAUUGUGAGAUGAUACUAUGGAAAAGGAUACUCGCUUUGUGGUAUUGUUGUAUAAGUGGGAAUCCUACCCCUCCCUUAGAUUGAUUAAUCAAGAGGAGUUUUCUUGCCAUUCUAGGUUUUUUCGCUUGCCCUAUGAACUUAGACCAGGCCUGUUGUAUUAAUAGCAGCCAACUAUCACGGACACUCAGAGGGAUCAUUCUAAACAAAUACAACCAUUUUGGUAAGAUGUAAGACUUAAUAAUAUUAAUACGACCCCACCACGAAAAUUCUAAAUUUUUCCAACCCUUUAGGAGUUUAUUCAUUUUAAUGAGCAAUGGGAGAAAAUUGAUCUCUACUAUUUUCAGUGGGUCAGCACAUAUAUUAAUUCCUAAAUAAUUAAAUGAUUUUUCGACCCAUACGAAAUUAAAUUUCUUCAUAAUCUCAUUUUUUUCUUCUUUAUUUACAUUUACAGCUAAAAUAGAUGAUUUUUCUAUAUUUAUUUUGUGUCCAGAAACCUGGGAAAAACUCCCAAUGGUUUCCAUAAGUUGUAUUAUAGAUUGUAGAGGUUUUUGUAUUGUUAAGAUGACGUCAUCAGCGUAUACAUUUAUUUUUAUAUUUACUUUAUUAAAAUCAAAACUUACUAUUCUCUGGUCUUGUCUUAUGGCUAAGGCCAAUGGUUCUAGUGCCAUGAUAUAAAGUAACGUUUAGCAAUGAGAACCAUUCAGAUCCAAAGCCAUUUCCUACAAUUCUAGCCGUAGGUGCUGUAUAAAGAGCUGAUAUAUUCUGGAAAAGUCUUCCCUCUAACCCAAAUGCCUGAAGGGUUUGCCUCAUGAACUCCCAGUUGACCCGGUCAAAUGCUUUUUCGUCAUCUAAAGACAGGGCCAACAUAGGAGCCCCGGUUCUUGUCGCGUGGUUCAGAACAUCAAUCAAUCUUCUUAUAUUAUGGGUAGAUGAUCUACCAGGGACAAACCCCACCUGAUCCCUAUCUAUCACAUCUGGAAUGAUCCUUUUUAAACAUUCUGCUAUCAUGGCCGAAUAGAGAUUUAUAUCGGUAUUUAGGAGGGAAAAUGGGCGAUAGUUCUUGAUUUUUUCUGUAUCUUUUUCUUGUUUAGAAAUUGGGACUAUAUUCGCUUGCAGUAAUUCUGCUGGGAUCUUUUCGGUUGUUCCAAAGGAAUUAAAAACUUCAAUCAAAUCUGUUUUGAUAUUGUUUUUCAGUAAUUUAUAGAAGAGGUUAUCAAACCCGUCGGGUCCUGGAGAUGUAUUUUUUUUAAGUUUAUUAAUACAGAAGAUCAAUUCAUCCUCCUUGAAUACUUUAUUCAAUUCUUGUAGUUGUAGAUCUGUAAUUUUCAGGAUUUUAAUAGUUUUUAAGAACUCUCUAAUAUCUAAUUUAUUUAUUUGACUCAAAAUAUUGUAUAAAUCAUAAUAAAAUUUUUUUAAAAGCUUCUCCUAUUUUUUCUGGAUUUAGUAAGAUUUCCCCAUUGUGUACAAUUUUAGUAAUAACCUUUUUAACUCUUUCUUUCUUUAGUCUAUUUGACAUCAGUGCUUCUGCUCUGUUUCCCAUGUAGUACCAUUUUUGUUUCAUGCCUAUUAAGACCUUAUUGGCUUUUACUAACAAUUGGUCAUUUAUUAGUUUUUCUACUUCUGUUAUUGUAUUGGUGAUAUUAUUUGAGGGGUUUCUUUUAUUUUGAUAGAGUAAGUAACCUUAUAUAUAGCUCUGCCAAAUUAGCCCUUUUCUCAUUCCGUUUAUUUUCUUUGGCUGUUAGACUUAUGAGGUGACCCCUUAUAACCGAUUUAAAUGCGCACCACGUCAUUGCUGGGUAGACCUCAUUAUUUCUAUUCUCUAGGAAGAAAAGGUCUGUCAUCUUUUUAAUAUAAUUAAGGUUGAUAUCCAGUCCUUCAUUCUCCAUUCUGUUCUGGGUCUCUCAAACUGUUCUUUUAGUUCUAGUAUAAUUGGGUUAUGAUCAGACCACGUUGUGGAUGUUAUAAAAAUUUUUUUAACCUGUUUCACUAAAUAUCUAUCCCCCAAAAUUAGAUCGAUUCGAGAGUAUGAGCAAAAUGUUUUAGAGAAACAUGAAAAAUCUCUUUCUUUUACAUGGAAUAUCCUCCAAUAAUCUAACAGUUCAUUUUGUUUGACUAAUUCAGAAAAAACUUUCCCGUUAGUUUUUACCUUCUUAUAGUUAUUACCUUUUAAUUUGGGACUCUUAUCCAAAUCUGCGUCCAAGUCCCCCAUAACAAUGACUCGACCCGUUUUAACACGGUCAAUGCUAUUAAAUAUUUUUCUAAUAAAUGGAAUUUGAGCCUGGUUCUGGGCAUAAAUAUUAGCUAAUGUAUAUUUUUGGUUGUUAAUUUCACACACUAAAAUUAUGUAUCGACCUUCUGUAUCAAGUUCUUGGUGAACAAUUUUCAAAGAAACAUUCUUCAAAAACAAAAAAGCCACCCCUCUUUUUUUUUUUUUGGCUUACGGAGGCAUUAAUUAUCGUGGGAAAUAGCUUAGACUUAAGUGUUGUUUUUUCUUCUGAUUUCCAGUGUGUUUCCUGUAAGGCCACUAUAUGUAUUUGCUCCUUCCUCAAAAAUUCAAGAAUUGUAUAUCUUUUAAAUUGCGAAUUGAUUCCUUGUGCAUUAAUUGUUGCAAAUCUCAUAUUAUCUUCCUAUUCUUAUUUUUUCCGCAGGGAGUCUAGAGGGGCCAUCAUCUUCACAUACAAACAUUUACAUCCAUACAUCUCUAUACAUUUUCUGCCUUUACUUAGGCCUUGAAUGUAUCUCUCCUCCCUCCUACCUAUCUCCUUCCCCGGAUUUCCCAUAAUCCUGAGCAGACAGAUCAAAUGGCGACAAUAUCCCUCUUGCGAGAGUCGCUUAUAACCCCUUCUUUAGACUCACAAGAUUACCAGCAAUCCAUGAGCUAAAGUAUUCUCCUGGCCUGGAGAAAUAUGUCUAUAAGAAGAGAAAAAAAAAUCCAAUUCUUUCUAAGUCUAAAUUUAUUUCCCUUCAUCCCUUUAAUCGUCACUCUUAUCUAUAUUAUUUUGGCCUCUUUGUUAUGUCAGAUUUCCUUUUCUUUCCUUCUUGUGACAGUUAUCAAUUACAUUAGUGUCUAUGUAUUAAUUUACCAUUGUGUUUUUCAACUCCUAUAUUUAAGGCACCCAAAAUGAGAAAAAAAAAUAAAAAAAUUAAAAAGUGAAUAAAUGUCUUUUUAAAUUCAUUUUAGUCUUUCUAUAUCUAUAUUUCUAUAUUUCUCUCCCUUCUUUCUUUUAUUCAUCCAUCAUAUCUAUAGUGUUUCAACUUCUUUUCUUUAUCAAGAACUUUUCCUUACUGUGACAAAUAACAUUUAGGUAAGUGCUUAUAUAGUGAUUUACUACCGUGUUUUUCAUUUCCUAUACUUAGAAUUCGCACAAAACAACAAAAAGAAAACAAACAAACAAAUAAAUAAAUAAAUAGUAAAAAUAAUAAGGAAAUAAAUUAAAAAAAAUUAUCUUUUUAUUCCAGUUAUUCUUUCUUUAAUCUAAAUCUCUUUCCCUGCAUCCCCUUAAUCAUCUAGCUUGUCUGUGAUAUUUUGACCUCUUCUCUUUAUCAAAUUUUCUUUUUCUUGCCUUCUCAAGACAAACAUUAAUUAAAUUAGUGCCUAUAUAUUAAUUCCUGUGUUUAGGACUCCCAAAAGUGAAAGGAAAAAAAUAGAUAUAUAAAUGUCUAUUUAAAUUCAAUUAUUCUUUCUAAAUCUAUAUUUCUGUAUUUAUUUCCAUUCGUUUUUUUUAUUCAGUCAAUCAUAUCUAUGAUGUUUUAACUUCUUUUGUCGGAAUUAUUUUCCUUACUGUAACAAAUAACAAUUAAAUUAGUGCCUAUGUAGUGGUUUACUACUGUGUUUUUCAUUAAAAAAAUUUAAAAAAAUUCCCUUCCACUCCUAUAUUAUGUUCUUUUCUUGUAUCCAUUUUUUUUAUGUUUGCGGUUUUUCAAAGGUUAACCUCUGAUUGUCGUAGGUUAAAUUUAUGCGUGUCGGGAACCCCCAUGCAUAUUUAAUUUAUUUUUCCCUCAGUAUCGCUGUCUGUGUUUCAAAAGAUUUUCUUUGAGCUCUCGUCUGGAAAGAAAGAUCUCAGAAGAUCUUAAUUUGUUGAUAUGCUGAAUCUUUUAGGUCUUUGACCGAAAUAGCUUUCAUAAUUUGCGUCUUGAUCCGGUAUGACCGUAGGCAGAUAAUCACAUCUCUUGGGGAUUGGUCUAUGACCCUGCUACUAGGCUUUAUUGUUCUAUGGCAUCUUUCCAUGAAAUUUUUUUCCGUGUCCAGGUCAAUCCCCAGAAAUUUAAAGAAUUCAUCACAAUAGCCUUCCAAUUUUGUGUAUACAAUGCUCUCCGGUAUCCCCCUGAGUCUGAGAUAAUUUCUUCUGGAUCUAUCUUCUAAAUCACCGAUCUUCUCUUUUAUAUUUUCCAGUUUUAUUUCCAAGGUAUUUAUUUUGUCAGUAUUAUUUUUUUGUUGCAUAUCAAUUUGUUCUGUUUUAUCUUCCAAUUCUUCCAGUCUUCUCCCUAUAUUUUGGACCUCUUUUUUGAUUUCCAUUGAAUGCAUACUUAUUUCUUACUUUAUUUUCUCUAGUUGGGCUUCUAGGCAUUUAGCCAGAUAUUCAGCCGAGAUAGAAACACUUUCAUUCCAUGAAUUCUCAGAUAUUUUAUCUACCUCCGCUUCCUUAGUGUCAAGUAAUGGUAGUGAUUCUUCAUGUAUUGAUUUAGGAUUUUUUUCCUUAUUUAAUUGCGGAGAAAGAAAAUCAGAGGCUCUUCUUUCUGUUGUACUUUCGUAAUUUACUUCCAUCUUUUUUGUUCUUUUUGAGCUUUGCUUAAUAUCUUGUGUUUUCCUUGUAGUCAUAUUUUGGUGAAUUUUGGUUUCUUAAUCCUGUACCUUUUUAUGGGAUCUAAUUGGAUCUUCUUUUAAUAAUGAUUUAACUCCUCUCUACCUCUACCAAGCACCCCUCUCCAAACCCCUCAAUCUAGCAGUUUAGGCAAUCCACCUCCUAUUGCUUUAGUGCAGCAUAGGGGGGAGGAGAGAGGGAAACUCCAACAAACAGAGAGAGGGAGAAAAAAAAAGAAAAAAAGGCAACACAGUUUCUCUCUUACUUUCUAUAUCACUUUCUAUAUCACUCAAAAAAAAAAAGACUGGGCAUCCACAUUUAGACAAGUUUAAACCAUAAAUAAACUUAUCUGCCACUGCCCCUCAUGGGGUCUUUGAGAUCCUGCUCACCACCUUGGUUCACCUUUCACUUUCCCUUUUUACACAUUUUUACCCGUUUUCUUUAAGGUUAGACAAGUUCCAACAAUUAGUGUACUUAUCUGCUGCUGCCGCUUAUCAAAGGUAUCCGGGUCCCUGCUCAAUGCUUCUUUUCCCAACUGUUUUAGGUCCUACCUGGUCUUCACGUUUUAGACGUUAUCGAUCAAAAGUUUCCAGGAGUGCUCACCGCUUUACCGAACACCGCACAAGCUCCUAGCACUGUGUUCAUAUCUCUCCACACCUCCUCAUUCUCCCGUGUACCCUUUCCUCCCGGACAGGAAAAGACGCCCGCGAAACGCCGUGUUGCGUGCGUCAGCUACGUCAUACCGUUUUCUUCUCUUUCACGGAAUGAUUAUGUUCGAGGUAUGAUGAUAAAGUUACUCCUUUUUUUUCUAAAUGUUUGUUAUUUCUGUUUUGUUUACGUUAAAGGUAAGUGAUUUGUUUGUCUGAUAACUGCGUAUUUCUCGGUUAUAUUUACUGGGCGCACACCUAAAGAGGGGUUGCUACUUUUCUGCAGGAGCCAGUUCCUAAUUCCCUUUGCUCUGUUAACCAAAAGGCUGGCUCGGUAUAAUAGGAGUUAUAGUUUGCUAUUCCUGCCAUAGAACGUACAUUGUGAUACUUUAUCCUGGCGUCGCUUAGUUUCUUUAUAACAAUGUUUCUAGAACAAGUUAACGUAUUAUUAUUUUUAUCGCCGUACAGGGACACAAGCUGGUCUUUACAUCACGACUCAGAACGUUACGGCCACAUCGGGGAGCGACGUCACGCUCACAUGUGAACUCUCAUCACCUGACGUCAAACUGACCCAAGUCAACUGGAAGCUGUGCAACGGCUCAUACAUUGCCUUUCAUGUGCAGGACAGAGGACACGUCAAGGAGGCAUUUGCAGAGAGGGUGGUGCUGGCAGAGCGGUAUGGGGUAAAAAUACGAAACGUGAGCUACAGCGACACCGGCCAAUACUGCUGUAUUUUCAAUGUCUUCCCACACGGUGCGUAUCAAGGAGAAAUAUUCCUCGAGGUCACAGGUAAACAUGUCAUACAGCGUCAGUAAAGCAACUUUAAAUGAGGGUUUAUUACAGUAACAAAUGUUAUCAGAGAAGAACAACACUGAGAGAGAAUGAGAGUAUAAACAACCAAAAAUGGGAAAUGGAAUGAGAGAGAGAGAGAGAGACCGAGAGAGUGAGAGACCAAGAGAGAGAGCAUGAGAGAGAGACCAAGAGAGAGAGAGUGAGAGACCGAGAGAGUGAGAGAGAGCAUGAAAGAGAGACCAAGAGAGAGAGAGUGAGAGACCGAGAGAGUGAGAGAGAGCAUGAGAGAGAGAGACCAAGAGAGAGUGAGAGACCGACAGAGUGAGAGAGCAAGAGAGAUGGAGAGAGCAAGAGAGCUAGAGAGAGCAAAAGAGAUAGAGAGCGCAUGAGAGAUAGAGAGAGAGCAAGAGGGAUAGAGAGCAAGAGAGAUAGAGAGAGCAAGAGAGAUAGAGAGCAAGAGAGAUAGAGAGAGAGCAAGAGAGAUAGAGAGAGCAUGAGAGAGAGACCAAGAGAGAGAGAGUGAGAGACCGAGAGAGUGAGAGAGAGCAAGAGAGAUAGAGAGAGCAAGAGAGAUAGAGAGAGCGAGAGAGAGAGUGAGAGACAGAGAGAGUGAGAGAGAGCAAGAGAGAUAGAGAGCAAGAGAGAUAGAGAGAGCAAGAGAGAUAGAGAGCAAGAGAGAUAGAGAGAGAGCAAGAGAGAUAGAGAGAGCAUGAGAGAGAGACCAAGAGAGAGAGAGUGAGAGACCGAGAGAGUGAGAGAGAGCAAGAGAGAUAGAGAGAGCGAGAGAGAUAGAGAGAGAGCAAGAGAGAUAGAGAGAGCGAGAGAGCAAGAGAGAUAGAGAGAGUAAGAGAGAUCGAGAUAGCAAGAGAGAUAGAGAGAGAGAUAAGCGAUAGAGAGAGAGCAAGAGAGAUAGAGAGAGCAAGAGAGAGAGAGAGAGAUAGAGAGAGAGAGAGAGAGAGAGAGAGAGAGAGAGAGAGAGAGAGAGAGAGAGAGAGAGAGAGAGAGAGAGAGAGAGAGAGAGUGAGAGAGAGAGAGAGAGAGCGAGAGAGAGAGAGAGCAAGAGAGAUAGAGAGAGUGCAAGAGAGAUAGAGAGAGAGCAAGAAAGAUAGAGAGAGCAAGAGAGAGAGCAAAAGAGAUAGAGAGAGAGCAAGAGAGAUAGAGAGAGUGCAAGAGAGAUAGAGAGAUAGAGUGAGAGCAAGAGAGAUAGCGAGAGAUAGAGAGAGAGUGAGAGAUAGAGAAAGCAAGAGAGAUAGAGAGAGAGCAAGAGAGAUAGAGAGAGAGCAAGAGAUAUAGAGAGAGCAAGAGAGAGAGCAAAAGAGAUAGAGAGAGAGCAAGAGAGAUAGAGAGAGAGCAAGAGAGAUAGAGAGAGAACAAGAGAGAUAGAGAGAGCAAGAGAGAGAGUGAGAGAUAGAGACCAAGAGAAAAAGUGAGAGUGAGAGAGAGCAUGAGAGAGAGACCAAGAAAGAGAGAGAGUGAGAGAUAGACUGUGUGGGUUUUACAUGAGAUCCUCUGAUCCUAGCUUACUUUAUUUCUGUUCCAUUGUUCUCUCGGCCUGGAAGUGGCCCAUCAUGGGAGAUAGUCACGUUAGUUUCAUUUCUCUCGAAAACCUGGAACAGCCCAUCAUCAGCGGAAGUCAGUGGAUUUUGGUUCCGACCUGCGAUCGCCCUAUCUCAUGGAAUGUAAUUAGUUGGUUUCAUUGUUCUCACCGACCUGGAACAUUGUCAUCAUGGAAUGUAGUGAUUGGUUCCAUUGUUCUCUCAGCCUGGAACUGGCCCAUCAUCUCAUGGAAUGUAGUGGUUGGUUCCAUUGUUCUCUCAGCCUGGAACUGGCCCAUCAUCUCAUGGAAUGUAGUGGUUGGUUCCAUUGUUCUCUCGGCCUGGAAUUGACCUAUUAUCUAAUGGAAUGUAGUGGUUGGUUCCAUUGUUCUCUCGGCCUGGAAUUGGCCUAUUAUCUCAUGGAAUGUAGUGGUUGGUUCCAUUGUUCUCUCAGCCUGGAACUGGCCCAUCAUCUCAUGGAAUGUAGUGGUUGGUUUCGUUGUUCUCUCAGCCUGGAACUGGCCCAUCAUCUUAUGGAAUGUAGUGGUUGGUUCCAUUGUUCUCUCAGCCUGGAACUGGCCCAUCAUCUCAUGGAAUGUAGUGGUUGGUUCCAUUGGUUGCAAUGGAUGGUGAUGGCCCAGUUUUAGUAGUUUUCUGAAUAGAAGGUUUUGAUGCAUUUCCUUAUUAUAUCUAAAUGUUUAACCUGAAUCACACAUCAGAUCUUCAACAUAAUGUGAUACAAUAGGGGAGAGUUUUCAGAGUGUCUUGAUCAAAUAAUGGUUCAAAGCUAUGUGAUCGUAUCUACCAACAAUGUCCCUGUUUAAUUCAUAGGUUUCCAUGGUGACAGCAACACCUUUACAAUGUUGCACUUUUCAAACGACAAAACUUUAAUUAAUAAUUCCUCCCAGAGCUCCACAGCAUUAAAACUCACAGUAACUUGCAAUAUAUGAGUGUAUCACAGAGCUCCACAGCAAUAAUACUCACAGCAAUACGCAGUAUGUAUGAUUGUAUCACAGAGCUCCACAGCAAUAAUACUCACAGCAAUACGCAGUAUGUAUGCAGGGCCGGCCUUAGGCAAUUAGGCGCCCUGUGCAAAAAGUCUUCACGGCGCCCCCCCCACCUCCCACCAAGUUGCCUGAAUACAGUAACACACACAGGCACCGGGGACGUGUGUAUCACGAGGCAAACAAGGCAUCUGCCUUGGGCGCCACUUUGCAGGGGGCGGCAAAAAAAGCAUCCCUCCAAACCCCCAGGCAGAUCCCUUGCUUGCCUCGCAUCCUGGGGGGCUCAAGAGCUGCCCGGCUGGCCACUUUUGAGCCCCCCCAAGGCUGGCAGCGGGCAGCGAAGGAGCAUACUCACCUGAGCUCUUCCUGCUCAGCUUCCUCUGCGCCGCUUAAUGAAGCCGGGAGCCAGAAUAUGACGUCAGUCCGGCUCCCGGCAUCACUAAGCGCUGCUUACUCAGCCUGUGCGCCCCCUGCCUGACUGCCCAGCAGCCACCGGCUCCCGGCAUCACUAAGCGCUGCUUACUCAGCCUGUGCGCCCCCUGCCUGCCUGCCCAGCCACACUGGACUGCUGGUAAGAAAUCCACUCCAGCUUUCCCAGGGAGGCUGGGUGGAUUUAAAAUAAAUGUAAAAAAUAUUAGUUUGUGAGUGUUAGUGGAAAUGUCUGUGUGUGUGUCUGUGAGUGUUUAUUUUGAAGUGAAUGUGUGUGUGUGUGUGUGUGUGUGUCUGUAAGUGUGUAAUUGUGUGUGUCUGUAAGUGAAUGUGUGUGUGUCUGUGAGUGAAUGUGUGUUGGUCAGUGAGUGUAUAUGUGUCAGUCAGUGAGUGUGUAUGUGUCAGUCAGUGAGUGUGUAUGUGUCGUCAGUGAGUGUGUGUCGGUCAGUGAGUGUGUAGGUCAGUGAGUGUGUAGUGUCGGUCAGUGAGUGUGUGUCGGUCAGUGAGUGUGUGUCAGUCAGUGUGUAUGUGUCAGUGGAGUCGUGCAUCUUUCAGUGAGUGCUUGCGUCUGUCAGUGAGUGCUUGCGUCUGUCAGUGAGAGUGUGCAUCUGUCAGUGUGUGUCCAAGUAAUAGUGUAUGUGUGUAUGUCAUUGUUUGUCAGUGUAUAUGAGAGUGUGUGUCUGUCAGUGAGUGUGCGUCAUGUCAGUGAGUGAGCGUCUGUCAGUCAAAGUGCGGCCUUGACAGGAAGGGGUGGGGGAAAUUUAAACUCGGUUACAGGCAUGUACACACACACUCAGUUAAAGGCAGUCACACAUACAGGCACAGGCACAGGCACAAACAAUGGCACAGCUACAGCGACACACACAGACAGACAGUCACAUAGGCAGUCACACACACAGACAGACACACAGUAACACACACAUAGACAGUUAUACACACACAGGCAGGCAGUCACACAGAUAGAAAGUCACACACACAGGCAGGCAGUCACACACAGACAGAUAGUUACAGACAGACACACACAGGCAGGCAGGCAGUCACAUACAGGCAGUCACGCACACAGGCAGUCACACACACAGACAGACAGUCACACACACAGACAGUCUCACACACACAGGCAGUCACACACACGGGCAGUCACACAGACAGACAGUCACACAGACAGACAGUCACACAGACAGACAGUCACACACACAGGCAGUCACAUACAUGGGCAGUCACACAGACAGACAGUCACACACACAGACAGUCACACACAGGCAGGCAGUCACACACAGAGACAGUCACACACACACACACACACAGACAGUCACACGCACACAGGCAGGCAGUCACACAGACAGACAGUCACACACACACACAGACAGACAGUCACACAAACAGGCAAACAGUCACACACACACACUUACCUCUUUCCAGUGGAUGCAGUUGGCUGAUGGGGAAGCAUCUUUCCCUCUUCCUGUACAGCAGGGGCUUCGGGAGGUAUUAGCCCCGUCUCCGCCUCUCGAUAAGCCCCGCCUCCGCCGCUCGGUAAACCCCGCCCCCUCUGCCGCGAUUUUUUUUUUUUUUUUAAUAGACCCGGGUGGAGAAUAAUUAAUCCUCCAGCCAGGUACCUCUUUUAGCUCCCCUGCACUCCGGCCAUGAGUGAGCUGUGUCGGCCACAGGGCGCCCCCUGUUCCAUGGCGCCCUGUGCGGUCGCACAGCUCGCACACCCCUAAGGCCGGCCCUGUAUGUAUGAUUGUAUCACAGAGCUCCACAGCAAUAAUACUCACAGCAAUACGCAGUAUGUAUGAUUGUAUCACAGAGCUCCGCAGCAAUAAUACUCCCAGUAAUGUGCAAUGUGUAUGAGUGUAUAACAGAGCUCCACAACAGUAAUACACUUGUAAUGUGCAAAAUGUGUGAUUGUAUCACAGAGCUCCACAUCAAUAAGACUCACAGCAAUACGCAGUAUGUAGGAUUGUAUCACAGAGCUCCACAGCAAUAAUACUCACAGUAAUGUGCAAUGUGUAUGAGUGUAUCACAGAGUUCCACAGCAAUAAUACUCACAGCAAUAUGUAGUAUGUAUGAGUGUAUCACAGAGCUCCGCAGCAAUAAUACUCAAAGCAAUACGCAGUAUGUAGGAUUGUAUCACAGAGCUCUACAGCAAUAAUACUCACAGCAAUACGCAGUAUGUAGGAUUGUAUCACAGAGCUCCACAGCAAUAAUACUCACAGUAAUGUUCAGAAUGUGGCUGUAUCACAGAGCUCCAUGACAUUUAAACUGUCAGGAACUUGUAGUGAGGUUUGGCCUGUGAUAUUAUAACCAAUUUUAGCAUGUCUUAUUAUUUUGUGAUACAUUGAAAUAUCCUGUGAUUUUCCUGUCAAUCACUGAGCCCCCAUAUAUCUGGAAGCAGAUAUUGGAUUGCACUUUACUGACCUCGGUUUUUUUUUUUUAUAUCUCAGAUAAGAUGGAUUCUCAGUUGAAGCUGUAUGCAUUGAGUGGCCUGGGUUCUGUGAUCCUCGCCAUCAUCGGAUGCGUUGGGGUAUUCUGCUACAAAGUGAGUACUCAACACAAUUAAAGAAUUCUGUAAAUAAUUCUAAGUUAGCCAAAUAACAGAAAAUAGAGUCCAUCAACAAAUACCAGAACAGAGUGCUCGAAAAUCAUGUCUAAUAUUUCCGUUCAAUGAAGCAUCCGAGUGAAGUGAUAACACUUUCAGUGGGAUAGUACAUUUAAUAUAACACGUUCGGAAUUUGGUGACCACGUCAUAUAUCUGCUGAUCACCAUCCUGCAUGAACCACUCAAUCACGCAAGAGACAGCAAGAGCGUCAGACAUCCCAUAAUAUGUAUUAACACUGCGUGUUCAUCAAACAGAUUAUCAGAGAUAAAUAGCGCCAUCGUAGGAGUGGAGCUUCUAUACAUGCAGUAUCCUUUAUCUUACAUACUGACAUUCUCCAUAAGGACAAUCUGCUGACUAGCUCUAACAGGCUUAUUUACUAAACACUAUAUAAACGGCAAUAAUAAUAAUAAUAAAGUGAUUUCAGAUUCAAGGCCAGAGUAGCCGAGCAGAAAGCAUUGCUGACUUAGAGAAUUUUGACUGAUGGAUUGGAGGAAAUUGUGGUUGAUGUUGAAAUCCCCGGGGGCAGAUUAUAGAUGUCUGUUGUCUUUUUUGUUUUUUAGAGACGUUCAAGAAGGAAGCGUCUAAACAGCAGUGAUCAGAAUGAAUAUGUAACAAAUCUGGCUUUUCCUAUGGUCCGGACAGCAACUAUGACCACAUCCCAAGACGCAGUGACAGAGGAGGAUUGCAAUGGGAUGGAAUACUUUAAUAUCUUACUAUACAGGAAUCCUCUGUGAUAGAACCACUGGAAAUAGCGAAAACACUGCCCUACUCACAAAACAUCAUUACUCUUUACCACGGUAUAUUAUACAGACCUAUCUAUGUACAGUGGGACGAAUGCUGCAUUCUAUACAUGUAUCACAAUCUGCACAGGACACAAUGGAUUGCCACGGACUGAUCUAUGGGUUUUAGGAGCAGAUUCUGUUACCUAGGAAUCCACAGGAGUACGCUGAUACUUCUUGAGUUCUUCGACUACAGCUAGGAAUGCGAGUAAAAAGUAACCAGUUAGGGCAGCAAGAAAAUUCUCAUGCCACGCUGUUUUUUUAAUAAAAUGUGUAAUGAUAUAUACACACACACGCAUGCAUGCACACGCACGCAUGCACGCACGCACACAUGCACGCACGCAUGGACACACUGGUUUGGGCUUCAGCAUGCCUAUAAAAAAGGUAUUUCUUGUAAAUGUGUGUUUUUUAAAAUAUAUUUAAAUGGUGGUGUAUUCCAAGCCAGAGUAUGUUUUUGAUUAAUAUUUUUUUUCAGACUUUGCUAAUUGGUUCUAAUAUACAUUGUCACGCUGUAUAAUAUAAAUGGUAUACUUUGUUAUAUUGGUGACCUAUUCAGUGGGCCAGUGUGGUCUCUUUUUUUACCUGCCAUGCUAUGGAGGGGCUUCACAGCGGGCUUAUCAGGAUUAGGGAAGGGACAAUCAAGGUGACAAUGCUGAUUAAAUAAAUAGAUCAAAAUAAGAAACAUACAGGCGUUGCAGCCGAAAUGUGAG